This is a messenger RNA of Neurospora hispaniola, 414 nucleotides long. Its product is annotated as Mss4-like protein. The transcript is spliced from 3 exons. NCBI's taxonomy places the organism in Eukaryota, Fungi, Ascomycota, Sordariomycetes, Sordariales, Sordariaceae. The record is from RefSeq and is a predicted model, not a curated record. Bases 1 to 414 code for a protein of 137 amino acids. Gene Ontology annotation, molecular function: carbon-sulfur lyase activity.
AUGAGCAUCCACAUGAAGGGCCGUUGCGUCUGCGAGAAUUUGCAGUACUCGCUAGAACUUGACUCCCUGGACGAUGCGAGAACCACCCUUUGCCAUUGCAACAGCUGCAAGAGGGCGUUUGGAACCAACUACGGUCUCACAACCAAGGUCCCCCUCCAGGGUUUCAAGUACGAGGCUGGAACCCCCAAAAAGUUCAAGCAGCACAAUGGUGUGACAAGGGAGUUUUGCGAUAACUGUGGCGCUUACAUCUGUGAAUACGGGGAAGAAGCAGCGGACAAGUUCCGGUACGUCAUGUGGGGGUCCUUUGAUGAGCCAGAAAAGGUACCUCCCAAGGGCGAGUUCUUCUGCAAGAAUAAGCCCAAGUGGAUGCCCGAUAUCCCAGGCACCUUCCGGAAGCAGGAGAUCAAGGAGUAA